Molecule: messenger RNA, 1967 nt
Organism: Varanus komodoensis (Komodo dragon)
Lineage: Eukaryota; Metazoa; Chordata; Lepidosauria; Squamata; Varanidae
Product: polymeric immunoglobulin receptor-like
Exons: 10
Coding region: 1-1896 (631 amino acids)
Cellular component (GO): plasma membrane
Molecular function (GO): transmembrane signaling receptor activity
Source: RefSeq, a predicted model, not a curated record
AUGGGUGCCCUGAUCUUCAUUUUUUUGUUGGCCUUUGUCCAUGCUGAAUUUGCAAGUGCUUCGAGUCCCAUAUUUGGGCCAAGACAGGUGACUGGAUUACUUGGAGGCUCUGUUAAAGUGAAAUGCUUCUACCCUCGCACUAGUGUGAACAGACACAGCCGGAAGUACUGGUGCAAAGAAUCAGCAAGGCAAUGUGCAACCAUCAUUUCUUCCAAUGGCUUUGUUGCCAGACCAUAUGAAGGUAGAGCCUCGCUUACAGACUAUCCAGAGAAUGGCAUAUUCAUCAUAGAAAUAUCACAGUUGCAACAGCGAGACAUAGGGUCAUACAAAUGUGGCGUUGGUCUCAAUGACAGAGGAUUGUCCUUCAGAGUCAAGCUGGAUGUUUCUGAAGAUGCAGUAAUGCCGGAAGAAGCUCAACUCUUUUAUGCUGAGCAGCAUGGAUCCGUGACUAUGACCUGUGCCUUUGGUAAUCAAUAUGCAAGUGCUAGGAAGUACCUAUGCAAGAUGACAAAGUCCCAGUGCCUCAAUAUCAUUGACACUUAUGGAAAGAUUGAUCCCUCCUAUAAAGGAAGAAUUCUGCUGAGCAAUCUUGAGACUCCUGGAUCAUUCAGUAUCAUUAUGACUCAAUUAACAAAGAGCGAUUCAGGGUUAUAUCUCUGUGGAGCUGGCAACUAUGGGGCAGAAGGUGAAUCCAAGAAACUCGAUUUACAUGUUUAUGAAGAAUCUUUGGUGCCCAACAAACAACCAAUUGUAAUGGGAGUGCAAGGUGGUUCAGUCUCUGUCGAAUGUCACUAUGACCCGAAAGAGAAUAACACAAUUAAAUAUUGGUGCAAGUGGAAGGAACGUGGAUGCACUCAGUUAAUAAACAACCUUGGAUAUGUGCCAGAUGACUAUGAGGGAAGGAUAGUGCUGCAUGACAGCCCAGAAAGUGGCAUGUACACCAUCAUAUUGAACCAACUGAGGAAGGAAGAUGAAGGGUACUACUGGUGCAUAGCAGAUGGACAACAUGAAAGGAAGUCAACAACAGAGCUGAAGAUUGUAGAAGGGAAACCCAGUUUAGAAGCAAAUAAUGAAAUCCAGGCUCUUGUAGGCUCACCACUGAAUAUAACAUGCUCUUACGAAUGCAAGUAUGUUCUUUACGAGAAGUAUUGGUGCAAGUGGAAGAACAGUGGGUGUAAACCUCUCAUUGUAUCUGAACAAAAUCAAACUGGUGUGACUGUUGGCUGUGACAAAGACAGAAGAACGUUCACCGUGAACUUUGAUGAAGUAUCCCUAACAGAUCAAGGGUGGUAUUGGUGUGGCGUCAAAAAUGAAGGUCACUAUGGAGAAACGUAUGCAGUAUAUCUGCAAGUGCAUGGAGAACCUUUAAACUCUGAAGAAAUUCCCAGUACUGCUGAAGCACCACAAGAUACUGUUAUUCCUGGAAUAAAUGCUGAAAAUAGGGGUGAGGUCUUAAAAGAAGCCAAGGUAGCUGCUGCGCCUGAGAGUUCGGCAGACAGCCAAGGAGGAAAUAAACAUUCUUCACUUCUUCUAUCCAUUUUGGUUCCCCUGGGAGUCUUGUUUCUGCUUCUCGUAACAAUCUUUGCUAUUGUGAAGCUCAGGAUUUUCAAGCAUUCAGAUCUGGUCUCGGUUGGAAGCUACAGGACAAAUAUAAGCAUGACGGAUUUUGAGAAUGUGAGACAGUUUGGGGCAAAGGACAAUGUGUGCAUGGAAGAUGCUCAUGAGACCCAAAUAGGAGGAAAAGAUGAGUAUGUGACUACUACUGGAAGUCCUAAGGAGGCUGAUAAAUCAAGGAAGACAAAGAGGGGUUCCAAAGAAGAGGUUGAGAUGGCUUACAGCACAUUCCUACUUAUUGCCGAUGACAUUCCACCUCCAAGGAGUUCCCAGGAAACUUAGGAAACUGCAAAAGAGUCUUGUCACAAACACUUCUGAAAACUGGUGAAAGCAAAUUAUGCACUAAUGAUUGA